Molecule: messenger RNA, 3387 nt
Organism: Solanum stenotomum
Lineage: Eukaryota; Viridiplantae; Streptophyta; Magnoliopsida; Solanales; Solanaceae
Product: putative disease resistance protein RGA3
Exons: 2
Coding region: 1-3387 (1128 amino acids)
Biological process (GO): defense response to other organism
Molecular function (GO): ADP binding
Source: RefSeq, a predicted model, not a curated record
AUGGCCGAUCCUGUAAUUGGUGCUACUGUUCAGAUUGUGCUUGAGAAACUGCUUUCUCUCACUACUAUUGAGGAGGUCAGAAGUUUAAGGAACUGCGAGAAAAAUCUCAGAAUGCUAACAAAAUAUGUAUCCAUCAUCCAAGCUUUCAUUCAUGAUGCUGAAAGACGACAAGUCAACGAUAAGGCUGUGGAAGAAUGGCUCAAGAUGCUUGAGAGAGUUGCUGAAGAUGCUGAAAAUGUGUUUGAUCAAUUCAGAUAUGAAUCUCUAAAAGCACAAGUGAUGAACAAUCGAACCAAACUAAUGGAAAAGGUCAGCAACUUCUGUUCUUAUACUGCUUUCAAGUACAAAAUGUCUCGAAAAAUAAAAAGCAUCAAUGAAGACCUGAGGGAUAUCAAUCAGUUAGCCAACAACCUCGGUCUCCAAUCACUGAUGGUUCCUUCUCGGAAAAUGCUACCAAUUCGAGAAACAGAUUCCAUAGUAGUUGCUUCGGAUGUUGUUGGUAGAGACAAAGAUGUUGCUGAAAUAAAGGAGAAGAUUUUGAACAUGAGAAAGGAAGCUGUUCUGUGCACCAUUCCCAUAGUGGGUAUGGGGGGUUUAGGGAAAACUACUCUGGCUAAGAGAAUUUUCAAUGACCAACACAUCAAGCAGCAGUUCGAAAAGAGAGUUUGGUUGUGCCUACCUGAAAUGGUAGAAACUAAGAGCUUUCUUGAACUGAUCCUCGAAUCAUUGACAAAGAGGAAAGUUGAGGUCCAAAGCAGAGAUAUAAUAGUCAAGACGCUACAAGAUGCAUUGGGAGAAAAAAAGUAUUUGCUUGUCCUGGAUGAUUUGUGGCGUGUUGACUCUACAUCGUGGCAUGAGUUCAUGGACACCUUGAGAGAAAUAAAUACAUCCAGAGGAAACUGCAUUCUCGUGACUACUCGUAUCAAACAAGUGGCAUCCACAGUAGCAGUAGAUCUUCAUAUGUUGGGGAAAUUAACAGACUAUCAUUGUUGGUUCAUUUUUAAACAAAGAGCGUUUGUUGAUGGGGAAGUUCCGGAGGAAAUACUGAGCAUGGAAAACAAGAUUGAUGAUAUGUGUCAAGGUCUACCGUUGGCUGCAAGUGUGUUGGGAGGCCUCUUAUUCAACAAGGAUAAACAUGACUGGCAGGCAAUUCUUGAUGGCAACCCCCUUGUUGCAUGGGAAGAUGUUCUUCGGGAAAAUAGCAUAAAGAAGAUCCUAAAACUAAGUUAUGAUUAUCUACCAUCUCCACAUCUGAAGAAAUGUUUUGGUUACUUUGCAAUGUUUCCAAAAGAUUUUGAAUUUGAAAAGGACCAACUAAUCCAACUCUGGAUGGCAGAAGGGUUUCUUUGUCCAUGUCAAGAGACCACUGUGAUGGAAGACGUCGGGAGCAAGUUUUUCCAACUCUUGUUGCAAUAUUCUUUGCUGCAAGAUGUUAAGCUAGAUGAGCUCAAUAAUAUAACACAUUGUAAGAUGCAUGAUCUUGUGCAUGAUUUGGCUGGAGACAUUUUAAAGUCUAAACUAUUUGAUCAAAAGAGUGUUGGCUGGAGAUACUUUGGAUGGGACUCACCAAGUGAUCAAAUAGUUAAGAUAAACGAGCCAGGACGUUUGAGCACAUUGUUCUGGAAAAGAAAUAUAUCUGAAGAUAUGCUAUUGAGCUUUCACUUCUUGAGAGUUUUAAAUUUGUCCAGGUCAGGCAUCGAGGAGUUGUCAGCCUCGAUCGGCAAGCUAAUAUACUUGAGAUAUCUUGAUGUCUCGGACACUAAGAUCAAAGCCUUGCCCAACUCCAUUUGCAAGCUCUACAAUUUGCAAACACUUAGAGUCAAUGACUGUUAUUUUCUCAGGGAGCUUCCAGAAGAAAUGCCAAAUAUGAUAAGUUUGAGACACAUAUAUUGCUACCAUCGUUACGGAUCAGAUAUGCAGAUGCCACUAAAUAUGGGGCAAUUGACUAGUCUUCAGACGCUACGAUUUUUCUACUUAGGUUCAGAGAAAGGUCGUCGGAUAGAAGAAUUAGGUCGUUUGAAAAACCUUAGAGGUGAAUUGACGAUCAAAUGUCUCCAAUUAGUCGGAAAUAAAGAAGAGGCUCAAACAGCAUAUUUACAGAAGAAACCAAAUAUCUACAAGCUGGUGUAUUUAUGGUCCCAUAAUGAAUCAGAAGGCUGUGAGAUCAAUGAUGAGCAUGUGUUGGAUGGUCUUCAACCGCAUCCUAACUUGAAAACCUUAGAAGUGUGGAACUAUUUGGGGACUAAAUUUCCUUCAUGGUUCAGUGAAGAAUUGAUACCAAAUUUGGUCAAGUUGAUAUUAAGUGGUUGCGAAAGGUGUAAAGAAAUUCCAUCUCUUGGUCAACUGAAGUUCCUUCGGCAUCUUGAGCUGAUAGGAUUCCUUGAAUUGGAAUGCAUCGGACCUACAUUUUAUGGUAUUGAGAUUAAUGAUAAUGGAUCAAGCAGCAAUAAUGGCAAAAUUCAAGUGUUCCCAUCAUUGAAAGAACUAGUAUUGGAGGAUAUGCAUAGCCUUAUUGAGUGGAAGGGAAAUGAAGUUGGAGUAAGAAUGUUUCCUAGGCUUGAGAAGUUGACGAUUACAGAGUGUCCACUGUUAAAAAGUACUCCAACUCAAUUUGAAAUCGUCCGUGAAUUAAGAAUUGAAAGAGUUGACAGUGAAAUACCAUUGUUGAACUUGUGCAGCAACUUAACAUCUCUUGUGGAUCUUUUUGUCGAUGAAGUGAAAGAGCUCACUUGUUUACCCGAUGAGAUGCUACGCAACAACGUUUCUCUUCAAUUCCUAUCAGUCUCAAACUGUCGAGAGUUUCGUGAAUUACCACAAAGCUUGUACAAUCUCCAUUCUCUUAAGAGAUUAGAGAUUGGCAGCUGCACCAAUUUCGGUUCUUUUCCUGUUCCCAGUGGAGAGAACUAUUUGACUUCCCUCCAACAAUUUUCAUUACGGGAGUGCAAUGGAUUGACCAGUUUACCAGCUGGAUUGCUAGAGCAUUGUUGGUCUCUGGGACUUUUGGUGGUCAGGAAAUGUGACAACUUAGUUUCCUUGCCUUUACAUGUGUGGGAAAUGCCUUCACUUUCAUAUUUUUGUUUAAAAAAAUGUCCCAAAUUGAUUAGUGUACCCACAGGGGGGCUUCACUGGGUUACAGCAUUCACAGGGUUACAGCAUUUGGUAAUUGGUCCUUUCUCAGAGAUGGUGGAUUUUGAGGCAUUCCAGUUGAUAUUUAAUGGCAUUCAGCAGCUGUCGUCCCUUUGUGCAUUGGAGGUGUACGGACAUGGGCACUGGGAUUCUCUGCCCUAUCAGCUUAUGCAACUCUCUGCCCUAACACAGAUCCGUAUCUAUGAUUUUGGAAUCGAGGCUCUUCCUCAUAGAUUUGGCAACCUUACUUCUCUUAUAUGA